This is a messenger RNA of Hemicordylus capensis (graceful crag lizard), 1412 nucleotides long. RefSeq names its product RNA guanine-7 methyltransferase activating subunit (gene RAMAC). Gene Ontology annotation, biological process: RNA 5'-cap (guanine-N7)-methylation. Lineage: Eukaryota; Metazoa; Chordata; Lepidosauria; Squamata; Cordylidae. Gene Ontology annotation, molecular function: RNA binding. The record is from RefSeq and is a predicted model, not a curated record. The coding region runs from base 178 to 696 and encodes 172 amino acids. The transcript has 4 exons.
AGCCUCGCGGCGCCCGCCCGCCGCCUUUUCGAAUCACACCCCCCGCCCCCGACUCAACAGCAAGCCCCGCCCAGCGGACAGAACCGGAAGUGGGAGCUCCGGCGCCGAAGGACUGACGGUUGUUUGGAGGCUGCGCUCGUGCCCGGCCGCCUGCUGGCUCAGACAGGAGAUUGCAGAAUGGCUUCCACACCUGACAUCUUUCAGAAUUAUGAAGAGAUGUUUGCUCAUCGAUAUACUUCAGGAGAUGAGGAAUACCAGAAAUAUGUCAAAUGCCCUACAGAUCCACCUCCAAUAGUAGAAGACUGGCUGAACAGAGAACCCAGAGUACCUUCCGUGCUGGAGAUCCUUCAGAAGUACGAAGGGAUGUUCGCAUAUCGAUUUACCUCGGAAGAUGAAGAAUUCCAGAAAUACGUCCAGCGCUCUGCAGAUCCACCUCCCCUAAUAGGAGACUGGAGAACUCGAUCGGGUGGUAACCAGCGAUACAGAGAUAGAUUCAGGGACAGCAGACAGUUCAGAAGCAGAGGGGACAGAUAUGACCGGCAAGGAGGCUACAGAUCUGGUCAGUGGCAAGAAAGAGGCUGGGGAAACAGCUAUCAGCAACACAGACAAGGACAGCCAUCCUACCUGCAACAUGGACGGUCACCUCAGUAUGGUUAUAGUUCUUAUUCUCAGGGGGGCCCGUAUGGCCAUUACUAGCAUGGUACCUUAUGGAUGUGUGUCCUGUAUAAGAACCAGUCCUCUUUGUAUCACCAGAUGUGAACCUUUGCUUUAUUCUGUUUUAGACAACAUGUAAUGUUGAGGAAACGGCAUGCGUGCACGCAUAUGAUGGUGCUUUUUAAAAAACAAAGGUCUUUGUAUUUUUGCAGUGCACAUUUAAUAAAGGAGGCAGGUAUUGUGAAACUACAAAAGAAACCGUGAACUUGCUACCUCAUGUUUCUGUCUGUUUCCCACUCCCUGGCUCACACCACUCCAGAAUAUCACUUGUACAAAUAGUUAAUGGUUUGAGGGAAAUAAAUCUGCUUGUAUCAAAAGAACUUAGCAUGGACCCUUAGCGCAAAGGCCAGGCUGUUCUUUCUGAAAUUCUGACUCAUACCAUUUUGUUGUAAAUGGGCAGCAGGAGCACUAGAGAUUCUAAUCAUCCAUCGUGGCAGAGAAAUGUGCAGCUUGUAUGCUUGGUAUUGACCGCUGCUAGCAAACAGGGCCUGUGUGUCUUCCACUCUGAUUGCUCCAAAACAUGGAGAGUGUUUUGUGUGUGUUUGUUUUUUUAAAAAAUCCUUGUGCUGUUUUAAUUUUGAGUAACCUGCUUAAUAAUUGAUAAAAAUGUCAAUUUAAGGAGAAAAGGGUGUAAAAGUUGACUUUUAAAAACCCUAAUGCAAGAUUAAUUGUUAUUAAAUGGGCUCCUUUUAAAUCCA